Molecule: messenger RNA, 1212 nt
Organism: Cinclus cinclus
Lineage: Eukaryota; Metazoa; Chordata; Aves; Passeriformes; Cinclidae
Gene: TENT5A
Product: terminal nucleotidyltransferase 5A
Exons: 2
Coding region: 10-1212 (400 amino acids)
Biological process (GO): mRNA stabilization
Molecular function (GO): poly(A) RNA polymerase activity; RNA binding
Source: RefSeq, a predicted model, not a curated record
CCGCUCACCAUGGCAGACGAUGAGAAGGCCGGCGGGAGUUCCGCGGACGGCGGCGAGAGCGCGCACUGCAACGUGCUGAGCUGGGAGCAAGUGCAGCGUCUGGACCGCAUCCUCAGCGAAACCAUCCCCAUCCACGGCCGCGGGAACUUCCCCACGCUGGCCAUGCAGCCUCGACAGAUCGUCAAGGUGGUGCGGAGCCGGCUGGAAGAGAAGGGCAUCGGCCUGCGGGACGUGCGGCUGAACGGCUCGGCCGCCAGCCACGUCCUCCACCAGGACAGCGGCCUGGGCUACAAGGACUUGGACCUCAUCUUCUGCGCCGACCUCAAAGGAGAAGCCGAAUUUCAGACUGUGAAGGACGUCGUCUUGGACUGCCUCUUGGAUUUCUUACCCGAGGGGGUGAAUAAGGAGAAGAUCACGCCUCUCACACUCAAGGAGGCAUAUGUGCAGAAAAUGGUAAAAGUAUGCAAUGAUUCAGACCGAUGGAGUCUUAUCUCCUUGUCCAACAACAGUGGCAAAAAUGUGGAGCUGAAAUUUGUGGACUCUCUGAGGCGGCAGUUUGAAUUCAGUGUCGAUUCCUUUCAAAUCAAGCUGGACUCCCUGCUGCUUUUUUAUGAGUGCUCAGAGAAUCCAAUGACUGAAACUUUUCACCCAACUAUCAUUGGCGAGAGCGUUUAUGGGGAUUUCCAGGAAGCCUUUGAUCACCUCUGCAACAAGAUAAUUGCCACCAGAAACCCAGAAGAAAUCAGAGGAGGUGGUCUUCUGAAGUACUGCAACCUUUUGGUAAGGGGCUUUAGGGCAGCCUCUGAAUCUGAGAUUAAAUCCCUGCAGAGAUACAUGUGUUCGAGGUUUUUCAUUGACUUCUCAGACAUUGGCGAGCAGCAGAGAAAGCUGGAGUCCUACUUGCAGAACCACUUUGUGGGAUUAGAAGACCGCAAGUAUGACUAUCUCAUGACCCUUCACGGUGUGGUGAAUGAGAGCACAGUGUGCCUGAUGGGACAUGAGAGGAGACAGACUCUGAAUCUGAUCACCAUGCUGGCCAUCCGGGUCCUAGCCGAGCAAAAUAUCAUCCCCAACGUGGCCAAUGUCACCUGCUAUUACCAGCCAGCCCCAUACGUAGCAGAUGCCAACUUCAGCAAUUACUAUAUUGCCCAGGUUCAGACGGUGUUCCCUUGCCAGCAGCACACAUACUCUACUUGGCUGCCCUGUAAUUAA